AUGCCUCCCGGAUCUGGUCAAAAGGGCACCGGCAAGAAGAACUCGGCCAUGCCCAAGCCGAGCCGCAACUCGACGCCGGUGCCGGCCCCAGCAUCGGCGCUGCCGCCGCAGGAGUUCUACGACCCGGACUACCUCAACACGCGCGUCAUCCUCUUUGCGAACCUGACCUUUGACAACCUGGUCGACCAGAGCGCCUCCAGCGCUGCCGUGCCCGACUCGCGGAGCAUCGACGCCAUGCUCGAUAAGCUUAAGACGCUCAUCAGCAUCAUGGAGAAGCGCUCCACGUUCUACGACCGCGGCAUGCGCUACCUGGCCGACGAGCGCAAGAAGCGCCCCGACGACCUGCGAGUGGAAGGAGGAGAGCCAGAGACGAAGAAAUCCAAGCACAAGCGCAAGAAGGGCGCCGAUGCCUCAGGGCCGGGCGAAGGUAGCCAGGGCGGAGCAUCUCCCAAUGCCAUGGAAACCGAUGAGAAGCCCAAGAAGGAGGAAAACGAAGAGGAGGAAGAGAGCUCAGAAGACGAGGGCGCACCACCGAGGCGAGAGCUGCCCCAGGCGCAGACGUUUGGAGAAGAUCCUUCCACCUUCCCGGACCCGACCAUCUACGAAAUCCUACCAACCUACGAUGGCAUGCCGGACGAAGAACGAAAAAAGAUUUACUCCGUCGCAGUGUAUCCAAAGAGCGAUCUCUCCGAUCUGAUUGCCGGCGACCCUCCGGACAAGGACUUUAGCAAUGCGAAACCAAGCAGCCAAAUCAACUUUUCGACCUUCUCGACCUACAUCGAUCCCUACUUUCGCCCUUUCACAGAGGAGGACUUGGCGUUUCUGAGAGAACGCCACGAUCGCGUGACGCCCUUUGUCAUGCCUAAGCGCGGCAAGAGGCACUAUACCGAGAUCUGGGCCGAGGAGGAUGGCGCCAUGUCCAUCGACACACCCCAGCAGGGCCGUGACAAGUUACCGCCGAACCAGCCUCGCGGCAGCAUUGAGAACAUGAACGACAGCGUGGCCGAGACGGAUGCACUAUCCAUAGGGCCGCUUGCCGCACGGCUCCUGCAAACAUUGAGGCCGGAGUCGAGAGUGCCGGUCUCUGACGAUAAGCCAACGGCCAACGGCGUCACGAAUGGCGACGUCAGCAUGAACGGGGACAUGAACGGCGACGAGGCGAAUGGCAUGCCCGACGACAAAUCCAACGCAAUGCCUCCUGCCACUUUCAUGGUGGAGUCCACGUCGGAGGCAUGGAGAAAGGCGACGCAUCCAAAACUCGAGUAUGCCCAGGUGGAAGAACGGCUCAAGCAAGAGCUGCGGCAUGUUGGCUUUCUGCCGCCGGACAACAUCGAAAGCGAAUACGACGGUCAUUUUGACGACGAGGUUGCGGGCCGACUGCGGCUGUUGCAGGCCAGGCUUAAGGAGCAAAUGCUCGUCAAUGGCGCUCGCAAGGCACGGCUGAUGGACCUGGUCCGCGAGCGGAUGGCGCACCAGGAGUAUCAGACCAUUCUCGAAGACUUGGACUCGCAGGUCAAUGCCGCCUAUCUCAAGCGCACCCGGACGAUGGGCAAGAGCAAGAAGUCCAAGCGGCCCGGAGGCGCCGGCGGAGGCAGCCACUUUGUCGGCGCAGCGGCGGGCAUGGCGCGGCCAGGAAUAGGAGACCUGACCAAGACGCUGAUGGAGCGGCGCCGGAGGUGGAUCGAUACGAUAGGAUCCGUAUUCGACGGCGAGAACUUGAACAAGGUGCCCCGAUCCGAGGACCCGGACAGCUCCAUCUUCAAGCCGGACGAGAUGGCGGAGCUGAUAAAGAAGGAGAAGGACCAGUGGGACGAGGAGAUUGAAGAGGAGUAG
Molecule: messenger RNA, 1833 nt
Organism: Trichoderma reesei QM6a
Lineage: Eukaryota; Fungi; Ascomycota; Sordariomycetes; Hypocreales; Hypocreaceae
Exons: 2
Coding region: 1-1833 (610 amino acids)
Biological process (GO): regulation of transcription by RNA polymerase II
Cellular component (GO): SAGA complex
Molecular function (GO): transcription coactivator activity
Source: RefSeq, a predicted model, not a curated record